AUGUGGCUAUGGCAAAAGCUGUCGAGAUUGGGACAUACAGCUUGUUUGAAGCAGAUCCUGGUUGCUUUGCCGGUGGAUGGCAGUUUGACGACGCAUUGCUCUGAUGAUGUUUCGAUUUGGCACUGCCACGUUGGAUGGAGUUUACCUCACUAUGCGGCAAGGGACAACCCUGAAAUGCUCGGUCUCCUGGAGAUGCAUGGCUAUAACUUAAGCAUCGCGGAUGCCCACGGAUGGACGCCAGCCCACGAAGAAGUGCACAUGAUGUACAAGCAGCCGGAGCAGCGGUUGAAGUUCUUCCGCGAGCUGGCGGGUAGGGGUGCUCGCUUGGAUGCUCCAGAUGACAGCGGCCGAACCCCUGCUCAUGUCGUUUGCAUGCAGAAUGAAUCCAGAGUGAAUGUCACUGCAGUCCUAGACACGAUUUACUCUUCGCAUGGGUCUUUGAGUGCCAUUGACAGCCAUGGGUCCACACCAGCACAUAGGUGCUUGCAGGACCCCAAAGCCAUCACGUUCCUUCAUGAUGUGGUGCCAGAGACCUUUGAUGUGAAAAACCGCCAGCGCCGAACUCCAGAGCAACUCGCAGCAUUCGAGCGAGCAGCUUCUCUGAUAGUCUUCGGCAAGCUCCACGCUCUAAAAUGUCGAAGGUUUGACGAGGAAGUUGGCACAUCAUUUGACUGCGCAGAAGAGUCCACCCGCGUACCAAAGGGCUUUGCCAUCAUGUCCAAGACUGACUUCUGCAAGGCUGAAUGUGCCGUGAAAUGUCCCAAUCGCAACGCAUGCCCAGGGGGAGUGUACCCUGGUAGGGUCUGCGACGACAGCUAUGACGCCAAGAGUGUGGGCUGUUCGAGAUGUAAAUCGGAGUAUGGCCGCGGCAACCAAGAUCCGUUUGUUUGCAGCAAGUGCCGACCUUCAUGGCAGAUGUGGAUUGUGCACGUGCUCAAGCCAGUUGGCAUCUAUGUCGUGAGCAUCCGGUCGGCGAAGGCAAACCGGGACUAUCAGAGCGUCCUGUUGAAGAUGCUGUUGUCCUUCGGCACCGUCGCCUCAUCCAUCUGGCCUUCCGUGAAGAAUUCUGGAGCAUAUCAGCAUGCGCUCCCCGGUGUGCAGCUUGCAGCUGACGCAGGUGACGCAUCUACGUCGGCAACGACCCAGUGGCACGGCCCAAGCCUGGACUGCCUACUUGGAGUUCCUCAUGCACCAAUGUGGCAGUGGCUGUGUUUGUCAACAUGCGUACCCUUCUGCCUCAUACUUGUCUCCGUUAGCAUCGUUUGCGUGGGGUCCUUGCGAGCUGGGGUUCAGUUCAAUCUACAGCUGCUCCACAAACUCAUGAAGCCGUAUGCAAUUUUCAUCAACUGCUUCCUGCCAGACCUGCUGGGUGCUGUCGUGCGAUAUGUGCCGUGCAUGCACUUCCAAGAGGGAGACCGUGCAAGGUUUGCAAUCUACGAUGUGACUUCAGCUUGUCCUUGGGAGCUCUACAGAUACACCAUCCUUGUCGCUGCAGUACUGCUCGGGGCGGUUGUUGGGCCCGUGUUAUGGGCGGCCGUGAUCAAGCGCUCCUCAACGUGGCAGCCAGAGGAGCGUCGCGAGGUGGUGGGCUUCUUGACAUCCGGGUACCAGGAGGCUUGGGAAUGGUGGGAGGCUGGAGUGCUCACUCGCAAGUGCCUGCUUUUGAUGGCAGCCUCCCUCUUUCCGAUGAGCUACUGCCCAUUCCUCUUUCUAACCUCCCUUCUGGUCAUCAUGGGUACGAGUCUGACCUUGCACGCGCUGGCAUGGCCAUAUUGCAGCGUUGUCCUCAACCAGCUGGAGCUCGCUGUGCUGACUUCCUCCACUAUCGCGAUCCUCUGUGCCAUGGUCCUCACGCUUCAGCAGAUUGAGUGGACCUUGGACAACAGCAUCACAUUCCCGGCUUUGGCAACCGCACUGCUCCUGCUCCAGUCUCCCUUCAUAGUGCUUGUUUCUCUUCUCCUGUACGAAGUCAGGAACAAAGGUGCAAUGAUCCAAAGUGGGUUCCGCACUUUUUCUGAACAAUGCUGCGUUCGGGAAUCGAAUGCCAUCACAUGA
This is a messenger RNA of Symbiodinium sp. CCMP2592, 2055 nucleotides long. The record is from the annotation of a GenBank genome assembly. NCBI's taxonomy places the organism in Eukaryota, Dinophyceae, Suessiales, Symbiodiniaceae.